AUGGACGCGCUGAGGUUUCUGGGCGGCGUCCGGCCCGCCGCGCCGCCGCAGCCCCCGCUGGCGCCGCCGCCAGCGCAGCGGCAGCAGCAGCAGACGCGCGCCGCCAUGCCGCGCCUGUGGCCGCGCGGCGAGAGGCGGGGCGCCGGCGCGAGCGGAGAGGUUCGCGGCGAUGAGGCGGGGACGAGGCCCGACGCGGAGGAGCGGAGGCAGGGCAAUCAGCAGACGCGCGCCGCCUUGCCGCGCCUGUGGCCGCGCGGCGAGAGGCCGGGCGCCGGCGCGAGCGGAGAGGUCCGCGGCGAGGAGGCGGGGACGAGGCCCGACGCGGAGGAGCGGAGGCAGGGCAACUGGGUGUUGCAGAUGCUGCGGGUGCAACCGAGGUGGGCGGAUCAGGCGGACGCCGAGGCGGCCGGCGGUGGCGGGGGACGCGGAGGGCAGGAAGACGAGGCACCGGACGUGCCCGGGGCCGAGAGAUGCGCGUCGUGCGGCGGCGGGGACGAGGAGGAGGAAGGCUGCGCCGUCGGGGCGGACGAGGGCGACGGCGAGGUGUUCGACCGCGCGUCCUUCUCGAGGCUCCUUCGGAAGGUGUCCAUCCAGGACGCCAAGGAGUACUCCAGGAUGUCCUACCUCUGCAACAUCGCCUACAUGAUCCCCAAAAUUCAGCCAAAAUGUCUCCGCCGGUACAGUUUACAGUUUGUGACAACAUCAGUGCAAGAGAAGGACAGAGCUAAUCCUGAUAGGAAGCAGGAGCAGAGCACUGAGAAAGGUGAAUCUCCAGAUAAAACACCUCGAUUUGUCAAGAAUGCUGCGCUGGGGAGCAAGGAGGAAGGAGGAAACGGCCCGGCGAUAAACCCUUUUGGUGCUUACCAAGUCAUGUCAUCUGCUGCCUCAUAUUUGCAUUCCCGGGCCAUGGGCAUCAAUCCCUUUGGUUCCAGGACUAAGGGUAAGAAUGAUCCAACAACCAUCAUGGCCAUUGUGAGUGGUGAGAACGGUGAAGGUUUAACCUUGGACGAAGCCUCAUUUGUGGCCACAACAAAUUCAGUAACUUCCAUGGUUGCUGCCAAGGAAGAAACAAGACAAGCUGUUGCAGAUGAUCUGAAUUCUUCAAGAUCUUGUCCCUCUGAAUGGUUUAUUUGCGAUGAUGAUCAAGGUAGCACAAGAUACUUCGUAGUUCAGGGCUCGGAGACGAUCGCUUCUUGGCAGGCCAACCUACUAUUUGAACCAGUCAAGUUUGAGGGACUCGACGUACUUGUUCACAGGGGAAUAUAUGAAGCUGCCAAAGGGAUGUAUCACCAAAUGCUGCCGUAUGUCAGAUCACACUUGAGAAAUUAUGGUAAAUCCGCAGAAUUGCGAUUCACUGGCCAUUCUCUUGGUGGGAGUUUGGCUUUGCUUGUGAAUCUAAUGCUACUGAUGAGAGGAGAGGCACCUGCUGCAUCAUUGUUGCCUGUUAUAACAUUCGGUGCCCCAUGCAUCAUGUGUGGCGGUGACCACUUACUCCGUAAACUCGGGCUACCGAAGAGUCAUGUGCAAUCAAUCACAAUGCAUCGGGAUAUUGUUCCUCGAGUAUUUUCGUGCAAUUAUCCUGACCAUGUCGCCAACAUUCUGAAGCUCGCCAAUGGAAAUUUCCGCAGUCACCCAUGCCUUACAAACCAGAAACUCUUGUAUGCCCCAAUGGGGGAAGUCCUCAUCUUGCAGCCGGACAAGAGGCUCUCCCCGCACCACCACCUUCUCCCACAGGACAGUGGCAUCUACUACCUGGGCGAUUCAGCAGGCAUCUCCCUGAAACUGCUCCAAUCGGCCGUGUCGGCGUUCUUCAACUCCCCGCACCCGUUGGAGAUCCUCAAGGACGGCGGCGCCUACGGCCCCAAGGGCACGGUGUACCGCGACCACGACGUGAACUCGUACCUGCGGUCGGUCCGCGGCGUGGUGCGCAAGGAGGUGCGGCGCCUCCGGGAGGCGGAGCGGGAGCGGUGGCAGCUCCUCCUGUGGUGGCCGCUGGCCGUGCACGGCGUGCUGGCCACCGGCAUUGGCGGGUGGGGCAGGUACGGCGAGCUCGCGGACGCGGUGGCGCGGGGAGGGAAGGAGGCGGCGAGGCAGGCCCAGCAGCACGCCCGGCUGCUGGCGCUGUUCCUGCUGCCGGUGAAGCUGCUCGUGCUCGGGGCUCUCCUGGCCGUUAGACUGAGGUGA
Triticum turgidum subsp. durum (durum wheat) is the source of this 2184-nucleotide messenger RNA. The record is from the annotation of a GenBank genome assembly. Lineage: Eukaryota; Viridiplantae; Streptophyta; Magnoliopsida; Poales; Poaceae.